Molecule: messenger RNA, 1743 nt
Organism: Acanthocheilonema viteae
Lineage: Eukaryota; Metazoa; Nematoda; Chromadorea; Rhabditida; Onchocercidae
Source: the annotation of a GenBank genome assembly
AUGAAUGGGAGUGAAUUGGAAGAAUUAUUGGUACGUGAGGGAUGGCCGAUUAAUGAGAAGCAAUUGACCGAUUUUUUUGGUAAACCAUUUUCACGAAUACAGGAUGUUGAUCAACUGAAGAAGCAACUUCUCGAUACUGAUAUGCGUGAGUAUGCUUUGCCGGUACUUUCAGAUCGUAUCAACAAACAAUUAAAUGAAUUUAAGGGACCUCUGGUCGUUCAAAUUAUAAAGUCGCACAAUGUUUCGUAUCCAAAGUAUAGCGAAACCACGCAUGCCGAUGGUCUCAUCAAGAUCCAGCUGAGUGAUGGUUUUUCCAGCGUUCAAGCAUUAUUAUUUGACCCCAUUCCAAAACUGAACGCAAAAACGCCACCGGGUACAAAACUUUGUUUGGUUGGGAAAAUUCCAAUCGAGAAUGGAAUGUUGCUGAUCAACGGAGCCAAUUGCCAAGUAUUGGGUGGCAACGUUGAAAAAAUGGUCGAAAAGUGGAAUAUGGAAAAGAACUGGCUACAGAAACCAACACGAACCGCUGAAACUAAUGCUCCGAAAUGGAUCCAAUUUUCCAAGCAGCAAUUAUCGCACUCUUCUCCUCCGGUUAAUUCCACUAACAAAAUAUUUCGAGCCAAUGAUAUAAUCAAUGGAUUAAACAAAAGAAUAAGUGAUGAGCGUAGUGAUGAUUUCAAUGCUGCGAGGAAAGCUCAAAUUGAGCAGGUUGUCGAAAAUAAUGCCAUAAAGAAAUUUGCACGAAGUCAGUUGAAGCCGAAACCAUUAGAGAAUUCUGCAUCGACCUCUUGUAAUAUCAGCGGCAAAAAAGAUCCGAUGGUAAAAGCAAAACCUGAUGUGGAAAAUAGAGUAAUUUAUAAUCGACGUUUUGUCCGUGAUGACAAGAAAAAUUUGUCCCCGAUUCAUCGACCAUCGAAUCCUCCCACACUGUAUGACUUCGUGCAGUCGAAAGUUCCCAUCUCAGAUGAAUCUUUCAAGCAGCGAGAUCAUGGUAACCUGGAGGUGGAAAAAAUUGAAGUGAAUGUAGAGAACGCCGAAACUCAAGAAAUGGAUCGAGCACGAAGAAACAGAUUUAACGAGAGAGGAUUUCGCAAUCGGCAAAUUCCUGAUAAUGGCAAUGGCUCACGUACAGUCGAAAUUUCGAACUCGAAUAGAUAUCGAAAACAACUUAAUUGGCGACCGGAUCGCGAACGAAAUAAUGUAACAAAUGUGACAAUGCGUGAUAGAUUUCGAUCUAAUUAUGCAGACGAUCAAUCGAUUUCAAUCAACAGUGAACAGUUCAUGGAAUUAACUUGUGGAUUGCGAUUAAGAUUAAUAAGCUGGAAAAAUAAUAGUAGUCAAUAUGGAGGAUUUGGUUUUAUCAUUAUAGAUUUCUCAGCAUUGCACAUUUCUCCGGUUGAUAACGGACCAGAUGUUUGUAAUGAUCAUAACAUUCCACAGCAAACUGUAUUUUUUGAAAAUAGAAAUCACGGUUAUCAACAGAAUGCAAUUUAUCGGCAAUUGUACGACCAGCAACAAUCACUGCAGCAGCAACAACCUUUCGAUAAUGUGAUGUUGAACGGCGAAGUACCACCGGUAUGGAAAAUUGGUGACAAAUGCCUUGCACCAUGGAGUGAUGGCCAAUUUUAUCCAUCAACGCUGGUAUCAAUGGGUCCAGCUGAUAUGUGUACCAUUGAAUAUCAUGAGUAUGGAAAUAGAAGCAGUGUACCUAUUGGAGUACUUCUUCCAUUUCAAACAUUUUGA